AUGGCAGAAGGGGACCUAGAAGGGAAGUUGCUGGGUUCAGCUGAUCUCUUGAAUAUCGUCAACGGAGAUCAUGAAAAUAGGGCAAAACCGGUCACAAGUUCGCUCCCGAUGAACGGUGGAAAUGGCAUUUACAGCUACUCCAAGAACUCCUACUACCAGAAACAAUCUGCUGGAGUUGAGAGAGAAAAAAUCAUUGAGGAAAUAAAAGAGAAGCUUGAUAUGAAAACACUCUCUUCUGUUUCAAACACCAUUCGUCUUGCAGACUUGGGAUGUGCCACUGGACAAAACACUUUCAUGACUAUUCAAACUAUACUAGAAGCUAUGCAACGCAAAUACAAAUCCCAAAUAUCCCAAUCAUGCCCGCAUGAUUAUGAUGAUCAAAUGCCUGAGUUUCAAGUCUUCUUUAACGACCUAGAGUCAAAUGACUUCAAUACCCUCUUCACCUCUCUCCCACAAGACCGGCAAUACUUGGCAGCCGGCGUGCCGGGUUCCUUCCACGGCCGUUUAUUUCCCGAGUCGUCUAUUCACUUUGUGCACACCUCAUUUUCUCUCCACUGGCUCUCCAAGUUGCCAGAAGAGCUGCAGAACAAAGCCUCUCCGGCCUGGAACAAAGGGAGGAUCCACUACACGAGCGCCCCAAAUGAAGUAAUUGAGGCUUAUGCUUGCCAGUUUGCGGAGGACAUGGAGAGGUUUUUGAAUGCGAGGGCUAAAGAACUUGUGCCUCAAGGAAUGAUGGUGAUGAUCAUGACUGGCAUUCCCAAAGGGAUGCCUUAUUCUCAAAUUCCAACGGGUAUGUUGUACGAUUCUAUAUCGUCUAGCCUCAUGGAUAUGGCCAAAGAGGGAAUAAUUGAAGAAGGGGAAGUGGACUCUUUCAACUUGGCAUUUUAUGCAGCCUCCCCAGAGGAGAUGGCUGGGAUAGUGGAGAAAAAUGGGUGUUUCGGGAUAGAGAGAAUGGAGCUGACAAACCCAGCAGCAUGGAUGAAAGGUCCCGUUGACAUACCAACUCUGGUGACGCAUGUAAGGGCGGCGAUGGAGGGAAUGUUUUCCAGACACUUUGGAAGUCAGGUCAUGGAUGAAUUGUUCGGAAGAUUGACCCAUAAACUUCUAGACAUUUCCGACCUCAUCAACUCCACAUGCCAGGAGAAAGUUCAGUUGUUUGCCGUUCUUAAGCGUAAAUGA
Prunus dulcis (almond) is the source of this 1179-nucleotide messenger RNA. Its product is annotated as loganic acid O-methyltransferase. NCBI's taxonomy places the organism in Eukaryota, Viridiplantae, Streptophyta, Magnoliopsida, Rosales, Rosaceae. Bases 1 to 1179 code for a protein of 392 amino acids. The record is from RefSeq and is a predicted model, not a curated record. Gene Ontology annotation, molecular function: S-adenosylmethionine-dependent methyltransferase activity. The transcript is spliced from 3 exons. Gene Ontology annotation, biological process: methylation.